GGAGAACACCCUCAGGCGUCAGCCGCUAUAUAAAGGAGCUGCAGCUUCUCCUCAGUCUGCCACUUCAAACCGGACUCAGACUCUUCCUAACAGCAACACCAGGACGAUACAGCCAUGCUUGCUCCAGGCGUCUGCUUGAACAUCAUCAGUGCUCGUCACUCUAAAGACGGAUAUGGAACCGUUUCCAACCCCGAGAAGUUCCUGAACCAGAACUACCAGCAGCUGAAGGAGUACUGCCUCAUCCGCCGGCUGAGGUUCGUCGACGACACGUUCCCCCCUGACCACAACUCCAUCGGCAGGAAGAUUCUGAAGCAGGAAGACCUGGUGAAGGUGAAGUGGGUCAGACCGUCGGAACUUGUUCCCAAACCUUCCUUCAUUGUUGACGGAGUCUCCAGAUUUGACUUUGGCCAAGGAAGGGCUGGAAACUGCUGGUUUGUUGCCUCCAUUGGAGCGCUGACCUUCCAGGAUGUGGUCCUGGAACAAGUCGUUCCUUCUGAGCAAACAUUUGAUGAAGAUUACUGCGGCCUGUUCCACUUCAGGUUCUGGAGGUUUGGAAAAUGGGUCGACGUAGUCAUUGAUGAUAAGCUGCCAACUAUCAACGGCCGGUUAAUUUUUGUCUACUCUAAGAGCCCGAAUGAGUUCUGGCCCGCUCUGCUGGAGAAGGCCUACGCCAAGGUCUGUGGCUCCUAUGAAGACAUGGAUGCAGGAAAUCCAGUGGAAGCCUUGGUGGACUUCACCGGCGGAUUCCACAUGUGUGUGAAGCUGUCUGAGCGGCCUGCAGACCUGUGGGAGCUGAUGUGCAGAGCCGACCAGACCAAGUCGCUGAUGGGCUGCGGGACUCCGCAGGGCGAAACUUCUGAAAACACCGUCUUACCAAAUGGCCUAGUUCAAGGCCACGCCUACGCCGUCACUGGAGUCAAGGAGGUGCUGAGCAGUGGGAAGGCUGAGCGUCUGGUGCGUCUGUGGAACCCCUGGGGCAAAAGAGAGUGGAACGGAGACUGGAGCGACGAAUCGCCUCUGUGGGAGACGGUGAGUCCUCAGGAACGUAAAACCUGCCUUUUAAAGCGUGAUGAUGGCGAAUUCUGGAUGAGUCUGCAGGAUUUCUGUGGCUUUUACGCUGACCUGGACAUCUGCUCCUCGUCUCCGGACUUCAUCGAUGGGAGCCCGUCCCAUCACUGGAAAUCCUCGUCCCACGAAGGCCGAUGGGUCGCAGGGAUCUCAGCUGGAGGCUGCAUAAAUAACUUUGAGACCUUCUGGACCAAUCCGCAGUACCGGGUGGAGGUUGGAGGCUCAGACAAUCGGGGUGAGAAGAACAUGCUGGUGUCUCUCAUGCAGAAGCCUGACAAGAGGAACAGAGGGCUGGUCCAGAACCUUUUUAUCGGCUUUUUGGUGUUUGAGGUGCCUAAAGAAUACAAGGCUGUGAAGGGGAAAUUCCCAACCGCUUUCUUCGGUAGAAACAUGCCGGUGGCUCGGGUGGAAGGCUACAUCAACGCACGGGAGGUGAUGCAGCUGAUGAGCCUGAAGCCUGGAGAGUACCUGAUCGUCCCGUCCACCUUCAACCCCAACAAGACGGCGUCCUUCAUCCUCACCGUGCUGUCCAAGGCCGAGACACGCAUCCAAGAGAGCUCUUUUAGACACAACCUGGAGCAGAUGGAGACAGAGAAGCUCUCUGCUCCAAUCAGAGCCGUGGAUGAAGACAAUAACAGAACUCUGUUCAGACAGUACUCUGACAAGUACGAGGAAGUGGACGCCGAGCAGCUGCAGGGCCUCCUGAACGGAAAAAUCCUCCAAGGUGACCUGAAGUCUGGCGGCUUCAGCACCGACGCCUGCCGCAGCAUGGUUGCCCUCAUGGACACAUCCAUCACUGGGAAGCUGAACAGUGAGGAAUUUGUCAAUUUGUGGAAGAAGAUUGUUACAUACAAGGACAUCUUCCUUCAGUCCGACAUCUCUCAGACGGGGACGCUGUCGCUGAGCGAGCUGAGGAAGGCCAUCACAGCUUCAGGAAUGACCAUCGGUGACGACAUGCUGAACAUCAUGGCUCUGCGCUACGGCGCCUCCUCUGGAUUCAUAACGCUGGAGAACUUCAUCGCUUUGGCCCUUCGCUUUGACCGCAUGUCCCAAAUAUUCAAAGAGUUAAAUGAUGGAGCAGCCAUGACUCUUCGAGAACCAGAGUGGCUGUACCUUGUGAUGUACUCCUAACCUGGAAAAGAAGAGCUGAACAGGAAACGAUCAAGCAGAGCGAACGUCUCCUGACGUCACUGAUGCACCGCUGCCCAACGAGUCUGACCCUAACGGAGCAUCAGACAGAUUUUAGCUUUUGCUGAGCAUGCUUUUUAAACAUUUCUGGAAAAAUAUCCAAAUCAUAUUUACUGAAAACAUGUAAAAUGUAAAAGUUUGAUGAAAAUUCUGACUUUCAUUUGAAAACAUUUAUUCACUUAAGAAAGUAAUUCCAUAUUAAGAAAUAGAUAUUGCUUAACAAAAUUGCUGGCUUUGCUGAUGACAAUUCAUAUAAAAUAAAAUGUGGUGUGAGA
Messenger RNA from Gambusia affinis (western mosquitofish), 2531 nucleotides. RefSeq names its product calpain-A-like. Gene Ontology annotation, biological process: proteolysis. The transcript is spliced from 22 exons. Bases 115 to 2199 code for a protein of 694 amino acids. Gene Ontology annotation, cellular component: cytoplasm. Gene Ontology annotation, molecular function: calcium-dependent cysteine-type endopeptidase activity; calcium ion binding. The record is from RefSeq and is a predicted model, not a curated record. NCBI's taxonomy places the organism in Eukaryota, Metazoa, Chordata, Actinopteri, Cyprinodontiformes, Poeciliidae.